This is a messenger RNA of Blepharisma stoltei, 936 nucleotides long. The record is from the annotation of a GenBank genome assembly. NCBI's taxonomy places the organism in Eukaryota, Ciliophora, Heterotrichea, Heterotrichida, Blepharismidae.
AUGGGAAAUGGCAUCUUUGGCUGUUGUGAUGCAAUCGCAGCAAACCGAGCAAACGAAGUGUCAUUAUUUGCUACAAAAAGCAAAUCAAACUCAAGAACUUCAUAUCAAAGACCUUCUAAUCUUUUUUCAUCAAUUAUUCCAAAUAUCGACGUUGAUAUGUCUAAUAUUGAAUCUCGAAGAAUUCAACUGCUAACUCUCACAAAUGCAAAAUCAUUACAGUUAAAAAUUUUGAAUUCAGGGAACCUUAUGAAAGGUUCAGUUUUACUAUUUAAGGCCACAGGUUUGAUAGGUUCGCUUAGAAAUGCAAAUGACGGCUUCACAUUUUUUGGCUGCAAAAAGAAAUUAAAAUCAAAAUUAGUAAAUGACUUUGUAAUUCCCUUAAAAGAUCGCGAAAUGGAGGACCAUCAUAGAGGCCGACACUUCGUGAUUUUUUACAACAUAGACAAAGAUUCCUACUGAAUUCGAGAUCUGGCUAAAGGAUUUGGAGUUUUCGUUAGGCUUGACUACGCUCUUGUAAAGAAUAUCUAGGUCUUAAAAGACAACAUGCUUAUAAAUGUUGGUGAAAGCUUUGUAGUUAUAAAUUUGCUCAAGGAAAACACAGAAAAUUCGAUUAGGUUGCUUUUAAAAGUUUUCAGCGGGAAUAUAUCUGGAGAAGUAAAAAGUUUUAGUGAGGCGGAUUCUAUGAUCCGAAUUGGGCGGCAUAUGAACUGCAAUUUGAAGAUUGAAGACCCUUUAUUAUCGAAAAUUCAAUGCACAAUUUAUUAUAAUCCAAUCUCGGGCUGAACACUAGGGGAUGGAGAUAUCGAUUCUCAAAGGACUAGCACAAAUGGAACUUGACUGUAUUUAAAUGAAGAUUUUGAGAUAUAUAAUGGAAUGAUUUUCAAGUCUCAUCAAACAUUAUUUGAGGUGAUGGACAUUUAGGCAAUUUUGAUAUAA